GUCAGGGGAGGGGCAAGUGACGCUGGGGAGCGGGGUUUGGGGGAGGGCAGUGAUCCGGGAGGAGGAAAUUUGGGAGGAGUGUCCGGGGGGCAGCAACUUAAAAGGGGGAGGGACCUGCGGCUGAGAAGACGUUCGAGGAUGGGAGCGCAAUGUAUGAGGGGAUACCGUGCCUCAGGUUUAAAAGAGCAGGAAGCUAAGUGAGAGCUUGGAGAAAAAGUGUCUUCGCUAGGCGGAGGUUACAGGUGGUGUCUCGAAAAAGAGCUCUCAGGCUGCAGGCUGUAGUCGGCGGGGAGAUCAGAGAACUGUGUGGAAGGGACAGUUUGGGGUCUAGCGUCCUGAGGUGAGGGAGGAAGUUCUUGACUUUGGGGGGACUGGCAGGAAUGUGCCUCCUGGCCCUCGGUGCUUCCCCCCUUGGGGGAAGCAUGGUGAGGGACUCUGGCAGGCUCCACUGAAUGCUGAGCCACGGAGGUCCAGCUCCACGUAUGGAUCCAGGGAAUAAGAAUUCAGCCACAGAGGCUGCCGCGAUUGUAGACCGUGAUCCUGACUUCGAACCCCAGAGUCGUCCCCGCUCCUGCACCUGGCCCCUUCCUACACCAGAGCUUGCUACAGAGCCGUCGGAGCCGCGCGAGGUGGAGCCAGAUCUGGGACAGAAGGUACACACGGAGGGGCACUCCGAACCGAUCCUGUCGCCCUCCCAGCUCCCAGAGCCGGCAGGGGGCCCCCAGCCGGGGAUCCUGGGGGCUGUAACAGGUCCUCGGAAGGGAGGCUCCCGCCGGAAUGCCUGGGGAAAUCAGUCCUAUGCAGAACUCAUCAGCCAGGCCAUUGAAAGCGCCCCGGAGAAGCGGCUGACACUCUCUCAGAUCUACGAGUGGAUGGUCCGCACUGUGCCCUACUUCAAGGACAAAGGUGACAGCAACAGCUCAGCGGGAUGGAAGAACUCCAUCCGACACAACCUGUCCUUGCACAGCAAGUUCAUCAAGGUUCACAACGAGGCCACUGGCAAGAGCUCUUGGUGGAUGCUGAACCCUGAAGGAGGCAAGAGCGGCAAGGCACCCCGCCGCAGGGCUGCUUCCAUGGAUAGCAGCAGCAAGCUGCUCCGCGGCCGCAACAAGGUCCCCAAGAAGAAACCAACUGUGCUGCCAGCUCCCCCUGAAGGUGCCACUCCUACGAGCCCUGUCAGCCACUUUGCCAAGUGGUCAGGCAGCCCUUGCUCUCGAAGCCGUGAAGAAGCCGAUAUGUGGACCACCUUCCGUCCACGAAGCAAUUCAAAUGCUAGCUCUGUCAGUACCCGGCUGUCUCCCAUGAGACCAGAAUCUGAGGUGCUGGCAGAGGAAAUUCCAGCCUCAGUCAGCAGCUAUGCAGAGGGUGUCCCCACCCUAAAUGAAGAUCUGGAGCUGCUAGAUGGGCUCAAUCUCACAUCUCCCCACUCGUUGCUAUCCCGGAGCAGUCUCUCAGGCUUCUCUUUGCAGCAUGCUGGGGUUACUGGCCCCUUACAAUCCUACAGCACCUCCCUCUUCAGCCCAGCAGAGGGGCCCCUGGCAGCAGGAGAAGGGUGCUUCUCAAGCUCCCAGUCUCUAGAGGCCCUGCUUACCUCUGAUACGCCACCACCCCCUGCUGAUGUCCUCAUGACCCAGGUAGAUCCUAUUCUGUCCCAGGCUCCCACACUUCUGUUGCUGGGUGGGAUACCUUCCUCCAGUAAGCUGCCCACAGGAGUGGGCCUGUGUCCCAAGCCCCUAGAGGCUCCAGGCCCCAGCAGUCUGGUUCCCAGCCUACCUAUGAUGGUACCACCUCCAGUCAUGGCAGGUGCUCCCAUCCCCAAGGCCCUGGGAGCUUCUGUGCUCACACCUUCUACUGAAGCAGCAAGCCAAGACAGAAUGCCUCAGGAUCUAGAUCUUGAUAUGUACAUGGAAAACCUGGAGUGUGACAUGGAUAACAUCAUCAGCGACCUAAUGGAUGGGGGUGAGGGACUGGACUUCAACUUUGAGCCAGAUCCCUGAUGAGUCGUGGCUGGAAUCUUUGUCUGUCCCCUGCUACAGAGAUGGAGCCCGGUGCAUGCAUAUCCAUGCUUUUCCCUUGAGCCCUCCCCAGGGAUUUAGGACCCUACUUCAGAGUGAGGGUGGGGUCUAGUCACACAAACGGGUACUGAAGAAAUCACCCUAAAGAUAAAGCUGCCCCAUAUGGGGUUCAUGGGGGGAGGGUGAUGGGUGGGGAAAAGGGAAGAGGGUUUAUUCUCACUGUGCCAAUUAGGAGGUAAGGCCCUUUCUCAGGAGCCAUCCUCAGCUUCCCCGUCCCAUCCCUGGGCUUUGAAGCAGGGGCCAGCAAUGCUGUUGGAAAUGUGAAGUCACCAGUGGCCUUACCCCUGCCUUUGGGAGCAGGAUUUUUUUUGUAGAGAGUCUUAUCUGGGCUGGACCAGGCAAAAUUGAGCCUGGGAUUUUUAUGCAGUGGCCCCUUAGGCCAGUGGGGGGUGGGGGGAUAGGGGACCUUAAAAGGCCAAAGGUCUGAGCACUGGAGUGGCUCACCAGGCCAGUCACCUUUGGAAGGCUGCAGAUAACAGAAAGGCUUUUUAUAAA
Messenger RNA from Fukomys damarensis (Damara mole-rat), 2570 nucleotides. It is a transcript of the gene Foxo4, whose product is annotated as forkhead box O4. Gene Ontology annotation, molecular function: RNA polymerase II cis-regulatory region sequence-specific DNA binding; DNA-binding transcription factor activity, RNA polymerase II-specific. Gene Ontology annotation, biological process: regulation of transcription by RNA polymerase II. The record is from RefSeq and is a predicted model, not a curated record. The transcript is spliced from 3 exons. Gene Ontology annotation, cellular component: nucleus. Bases 453 to 1997 code for a protein of 514 amino acids. NCBI's taxonomy places the organism in Eukaryota, Metazoa, Chordata, Mammalia, Rodentia, Bathyergidae.